CGUACUAUCACGUUGUACCAACGUGGCUGCUUGUAGAGACGAUCCUGCUACCAGCAAACGUGCAAAGAAUGUCCCAUGUGACCGCCCCAGUAAAGACAACCCUGACGUAGAUGGCUACACAUGUGCAGGCAAGAAGACAGGGGAGGAAGUCUUUCCAUCACUCCUGCCCUUCCGUCACAGGGAUGAUAUUGUGUUUUCCUACACGGCCACCAAUGGCGGAUACGUCAAAGUCCGGAACCAGGAGAGUAACACACUAGCGACCCACUACUACGACGGUGCCACACAGACCCACACCUUUACUGUGUCCAUUGACCUGGUGGCUCCGUAUCAUGCUGGCCGUUCUACUCCUGCCUGUGUUGGCAGCAUGUUGGCUGCUCCCAAUAUCAUCCGUACUCCAAUAGUGAACCUCCGGUGGAGUUGCUGGUCAGAUGCUGACUCAGGCAUUGACCGUUUUGUGAGGGGAGUGACUGAACUCCAAAAGAUGGGGGUGUUCUCCGUGAACGGUCUGAUGGGUUUGAUCAUAUGGAUUUCAACAGCUCGACAUCGUCUGAAAACUACGUGCUAACCAGUGAUGGCGUCUACGAGAUCGUGCUAACCGUCUAUGACAAGGCAGGUAAUCACAGAAAUGCCAGGCGGAUCCUUAUGUAUGAUAGUAAUUCGACUGUAACAACACAAGAAAAUACAACUCUCUCCGUGACGACAGCAUCAUCAGCAACGUCAUCAUGGCAAAUGACGUCAUCAGCGGUGACAGUAGACUGGACCAACAGAUACAUCAACACAAAACACGAUCACAACAAGUGGCUCGGCCAGAUUGACACCGUGACUGACGUUGAAGCCCCCUAUGAUGACUACGAAGGUGACAGAACAGUUGAUGCCAUCGAUAAUGUUCAAGGUAUAACUCGCUUCCUCACCUUUUACAAAGUCGACCACCAAGGAGGGUCGUCCAUCACCAGCCCACCAGCUGAUAACCUGUUCACCAGUCAAGGUCUGAAUCAGUCACAGACCAUAACACCCUCACUAGUGGACGGGGACACUGUACGCUUCUGGGUUCGAGCCUAUGACAUCAUGUCGGAAAUGAAAGAAGAGAAUGUGACAAUCCAUAUCGACACAUCACCUCCAGUCAUAGAGAACCUGUGGCUCCAGAGGAGACAGACUGAACGUCAGUGUACAUGGAGCAGAGACACUCACAAACAUUACGAUAGAGUGGGUAGCGUAUGAUGAGCACAGCGGUCUGGAGACGGUAUCCUGGAGAAUAGUGGACAGGUAUCACAACCAGGAGAUCGUACAUGGAAUAGGGCAUAUGACGGCACAAGGAGAA
Haliotis rubra (blacklip abalone) is the source of this 1318-nucleotide messenger RNA. RefSeq lists its product as uncharacterized. Bases 523 to 1218 code for a protein of 231 amino acids. The transcript has 7 exons. Lineage: Eukaryota; Metazoa; Mollusca; Gastropoda; Lepetellida; Haliotidae. The record is from RefSeq and is a predicted model, not a curated record.